Messenger RNA from Tinamus guttatus (white-throated tinamou), 1956 nucleotides. The record is from RefSeq and is a predicted model, not a curated record. Lineage: Eukaryota; Metazoa; Chordata; Aves; Tinamiformes; Tinamidae.
AUGUCCGAGGGCGCCGCGCGGGGGCUGAAGGCGCUCGCGGGCUGCACGGGGCGCCGCGGGGGGCCCGGCUCCUACCGCGUGGGACUGGAGUGGCGGCCCAGGGCAGCAUUUCUUUCUUUGACAAGACGAGACUUGACAUUUAUUACUCAAGGCAGAGAUGAUGCCGUCCCAGGACCAGGAUACUACAAUAUUGCCAGAACACAGGAUACUAUAAAAGGUGGCAAGAGUCUACAAAAUAAAGAGAAGCGCUUCAAAGAGAUCAGCACAGUUACUCCAGGCCCUGGCAGCUACAACCAUGCUCCUACAAUGGAGUUGGCUACAAACAGCAAAAAGCAGCAAGAUUCUCAAGAGCAGAGUCAGCUGGUGGAUGUUCCCUCUAUUCCCUCUCCAUGUCAGGCAUUUGGAUAUGAGGAAGCUGAGGAUGGCACUCUUAAAAAACAAGACCCACCUCAGAGAGACCUGACAUUAGGCCCAGCUUAUUAUCGGCCACUGUUUGAUGCAAGCUAUUCUACCCUGAAGUAUAAAGGAAUACAUUUUGGUAAUUUAACUGGAAAACGCUACGAAUUUAAACCUCAAGAAGGGCCAGGACCUGGACAAUAUGACUUAACUCAGGAAGUAGCACUGUGUAAUGAAAAUGUUAACAUCAAAAAGGAAGAAAAGAAAAGAAAUGUCCUCUUUAUCCCACGGUAUCAUGAAGCGAUAGAAUUAGAGGAGGAAAAGAAGAGAUUUCUACCUGUGAGAUCAAUUACACCAGCUCCUGGCACCUAUAAUGAAACACACAUGGCUCUUGAGUCCUUGAAUAGAACAUCGGGAGUGAAAAAGAUCCCGUUUGGUCAAAGUGCUGUUCGGUGUACUCAAGACUUCAGGGUAGAAAAAACACCAGGCCCUGCAUUUUAUAACAUUCUGAACCAUAGUAUUGAAAAUGAAAGUAUAAAAAGCAUGUAUUUGGCCUAUAUAAAAAGAGCUGCUUUUGGAUCUUCAGCUCCUCGAUGUCUGCGCCUUCAUGAAGAGGAAGAAUUUUGUACUCCUGGCCCUGCUGAUUAUCAGUUCCCUUCCACCCCAGAUUCCAGGGUGCUGCAGUCACGAGGUCUGAAAGCUGUCUGCAGGCUGGACAUGGCUGAACAGAGGUUCCUGCAGGUUUUGGGGCUGAGGGAACUGACAAAGAAAGGAGCUGUUGGUCGCGACGAGCCUCGGAGAGCCCAUGCGCUGGGACUGCUCUCGGCUCUGCUCUGUUGCGAGAAGCCCACAACCCUGAGCGGGAACCAGCGAGGGGUCGCAGGAGUAGCGCAGGGCUGCAGUGAUGUGUGCAGGAGGAGCAGGAGAGGAGCUGUUUCCUCAUCACCUCCUGUUUGCUCAUUAUCCAGAGCAAAGAAACUUGCAUGGAGUUCUGAGAUGCUGGCCACAGCAGGUCCUGUGGGCAGCGAAUGCCAACGCUGCCAACACAGGGUCAAUAAAAGUACUGAAAAACCACACAAACCCCAGAAAUCUUUACCUUGCAUCUUAACAAGAGAAAAAAGACCCACAGUUGCUAUGGAAGUUCCACCACCAGGAUAUUAUGAGGUCCAAAAAUCCUAUGAGAAAACACAUGGGAAAAGCUGCUAUAUGUCUCCCCGAACAGCACUGGCUAAAAAAAAGCAAGGCUCCUUUCUUAGUUCAGCACCUAGAUACAGCUUAUUUGUGGCUGACAGGGAUAUACCAGGUCCUGGAACAUACAAUCCUGUGAUGAGUUCAACUUCCCACAUUUCUGCAUAUAUUUCCAAGCUGGAGCGCUUUAAGGAACCGAAAGAGAACACUCCUGGCCCUGGAGCAUAUCAGUGCAAGGCUUUGACAAGUUUGCAAGACCUCAGGAACCUCACUGUUACACAAGGAAAAGGUACAAAUGAAGAAUCUGUCAAGUCAUAUAAUGUGUAUGCAUGUUCGAAGCUGAUGCUUGCAAAGGAAAAAGGAGAAAGAUAA